CGGGAGCGUUUUUAGUCAGCAAGUCAAGGCACCUGCUUGAGCAGCAGAGGGGAAAAGAAGUUCUGUGUAGUGACUCCAAAGGACACGAGCGAGGCGGAUACAUUUCAUGGAAAUAAAGAUCUACUGGCUAAGUGAAGAAAACUGAGAGCAGCUCGCCGGCUCACAAACAAAUAGACUACCUCGUUUUGUUAUUUUCCAUAGUAUUUUGUUUAAAUGUUUAACAAAUUGCGCGUUGGCUGCUCAUGUUAGCUAGCGAGCUACUUUACCACCAGUAGCUGUACAUGUUGGUUAUUAAACGUUCGCUGUAGUUACCGGGUAUUAUUUAACUAGCUAAUGCUUUUACAUCAGUUUGUGAACGGAGCCCUGGAAGCUAUGCAUCCAACAAUUCAAAAAGACACUACUUUUACAAAGAUUUUCGUGGGCGGUUUGCCGUACCACACCAACGAUGCCUCUCUCAGAAAAUAUUUCGAGGCGUUCGGGGAGAUCGACGAGGCUGUGGUGAUAACGGACAGACAGACUGGUAAAUCCAGAGGAUAUGGCUUUGUGACCAUGUCUGACCGGGGGGCUGCGGAGCGGGCAUGCAAGGACCCUAACCCCAUCAUCGACGGCAGGAAGGCCAACGUCAACCUGGCGUACCUGGGAGCCAAGCCCCGCAGCCUGCAGACAGGUGAGCCGGAGAGAGGUUUCUCUAUCGGCAUGCAGCAGAUCCACCCGGCGCUGAUCCAGAGGCAGUAUGGGCUGGCUCAGCAGUACGUGUAUCCCCAGACCAUCGUGCAGCCCAGCCUGCUGAUGCCGUCCCAGCUGUCCUCCAUCAGCUCCCCAUACCUGGACUACAGCGCCGCCUACGCCCAGUACGCCUCGUCCGCCUUCGAGCAGUACCCCUACGCCGCCUCCCCGGGCUUCCUGGGGUACAGCUACGCCCCAAGCUCCUCUGCUCAGGCCCCCGGCCCCGCCCCGCUGCAGCAGGCCCUCCCCACCGCAGCUGCCCCGCCCACCGCCUUCAUUCAGUACCCCCCCCAGCAGGUGCAGCCUGACCGCAUGCAGUGAGGGCCACGCUACGGAUGGGGGCAUGCGCGCGGUGGGUUGGGGGUUGGGGGCGGGGCCAGGCAGAGCCACAAGCGGACGUAGGUGGAGUUGGACAAGCAGUGACAAUUGCACUAUGACAUCAGGAUGAGAAUCUGUUACUGAGGAGACUGUGAUCACACCAAAGGGCUUCCCCAGAAACAUUCUUUCAUGUUCUUUAGUUCGUUGCUAUUAUUAUUAUUAUUAAUAUUAUUAUUGUUAUUAUUAUCAUUAAUGUUAUAAUAAUAAUCAUUGUGUAAAUGGUGACCUCACCCAUGUCAGUUGCCAAAUGCAGCCGCGCGCUGAGCUGCGGAAGGGGCAGUGGGGGCGCUCUGAGAACAGCGGCCCCCACCGCGGGAGGAGGGGCUAGGGCUCUGCUGCCUGGUUACAGGGAUGAGUGGCGGCUUUCUCUGCAGCUGCAGCGCGAGCUCCCGAACUGCUCGGGGCCAAAACAGCGUCCCGGCGCACCUCCACGAUUCCCCGCCCCCCCCACCCGCCCCGCCACCUUCCCCGCCCCGCCCGGGACGCUCGCCGCGCAGCGAGCCGUCCUCUGAGGGAAGCGCGGGCGAUCACCACGUCAGGAACACGAGGCCUUACGAACUGCUACUUCACCUCCAGUUUUACAUCCCCCUCACUGUGAAUGUCCAUGGCCAUUUUUUGAUACAGGAUCCUUUAAAAAAUUUCUACAAUUUUUGAGGCUGUUCACCUCUUAUUCUUAGUAAAUUAUUGUAGGUGGAUGUAGAUAAUCACAGCUGAUUAAUAUGCAAUUAUGCUGGGGGCAGUAAGUGGUAAGGGUAAAAAUGUAUAAGGUAGUUGACACUGUAAUAUGUAUGUAUUUUAUAUAACUGUUAAUCUAAGAUAAUCAUGCCAAUGUUGCUUUUUAAAACGACAUAUAUGUAUACCAUUUUAGGAAAUUGCUGCAAUUGAGGUAAAUUACAAUAUUUAUGUUGAAAAUAUUUAAAGAAAUGCAUAAGUUGCAAACUUGCUCUGGAUAUUUUGUAGUUUUAUUUAAAGUUUUGUCCGCAGGAAAUCGAUCGAAACUCCUCUGUAUCUGGAACGUGCCGCUCCUUGGCUGACUCCACACACAAUGGCGCGUUUCUGAAGAAUUUCUCUGUCACAGCCUCGGCCUGCUGACACGGCAGUUUUUGGAGCAUUUCAGUACCAUGUUAUUUAUGUACAAUGAAUCCAUACAAAAAAAGAAUAGGAAAAUAAAGGAUUUGUAAAUACAA
Molecule: messenger RNA, 2291 nt
Organism: Anguilla rostrata (American eel)
Lineage: Eukaryota; Metazoa; Chordata; Actinopteri; Anguilliformes; Anguillidae
Product: RNA-binding protein 38-like
Exons: 4
Coding region: 334-1047 (237 amino acids)
Biological process (GO): regulation of RNA splicing
Cellular component (GO): nucleus; cytosol
Molecular function (GO): mRNA 3'-UTR binding
Source: RefSeq, a predicted model, not a curated record